This is a messenger RNA of Paramuricea clavata, 5801 nucleotides long. NCBI's taxonomy places the organism in Eukaryota, Metazoa, Cnidaria, Anthozoa, Malacalcyonacea, Plexauridae. The record is from the annotation of a GenBank genome assembly.
AUGGCUGGAGCCACGGUUGACAACGAGGUCAUGUCUCUGACUUCUGAAGGCGAAUCAUCAGCAGGACCUAUGCCGGUAGGAUCUACGGAUGAUUUAUCUGAAGAAAUCACCAAACGAAGUUCGACAUUGAAUUUGGCUGAAAUGAUUAAAGUACUUCCAUAUGUUUUGCCACAUGAGCUAUUGCAGGCAAUAGCAAAGAGAGACGCUUUAACAUUCCUUGGCGCUGCUAAUGGUUGGCCUACUAAUUUCGAAUCCGAUUUGGAAAACUGUCAGCUAUGUGGGUCCAAGUUAGGUGAUUCACGCAUUCACCCAGGACAAUCGCGAGCCAACACCUGUUAUCUCCUUACAGAACUUAAUCCGUUCAAAGAAGUGGAUAUAAUGGUGAAAAUAUGUUCAUCUCGUGCGUGUUCUGCUAUGCAUCAAGCGUCGGUGGAAAAACUAGGUACGGGAUAAAUAUUUAUAUAUUCCCACAAGGCUUCUGAUGUGUUAAACCUAUUUCAGAGCUCAUAUGGUACAUUUCACCUAUAUAUUAUAGCGAGGUUCAGAUUUGACUAGUCCACUACCGCAACCUUUCGCUGACCUACUGCGCUUGUGAUAGGUUCAUGUUUCCUUACUGGUAGCGGUAGUGGAAGUCAAAUCUUAACCUCGCAACCUUAAUGAAUUAGCUGUAUAUGUAUAUAUAUAUAGAACAUCGACAUACCAUGCAAUUUUGGCGAAACAUGCAUCAUGUAUAUGUCUGUAGAUCGUACAAAUAUUAAUUUAAUGUGUUUUUUAUAUAUAGGUUUGUUCAACAUCUCUGACAAAGUAUUGGUUUCGUUGGAUAUCCUGUUAGAAUUUAGGGAGUUUUUUAAGAAGGGGCAUCCUAUAGGAAAUGUUAUUCGUGCAAAGCUUCUAACUCUGAAGGCCAAGUGCAAAGAGGUUAUAAUAAAAAUAUGAAUAUAAAUAUUUGCAGCUGUUUAUGUAUAUAUAGUAUAGGCUGUAUAGCAACGAAUUAGUCGAAUUCUUCCAAUCUCAUCAGUGUAUUUAGUCGUAUAUAUUGUAUAUAUAUUGUAGAGUUCAGUACCAUCAGACGGCGAGAUGAUGUACAUCAAAGAUUUGCUCUAUAAUGGCUACUACAGUUUUGAAAUGAGUACAGAAAGAAAUCUCGACGACGUGGUCUGUGGUAUAUGUGGCGUUUGUCCUGAAAUCUGUUUGGGUGACGGCAAUGAAAAAAACUCUUGCACGAACCGUCAGGUUAAAAUAUAAUUAUAUAUGGUCUACAGUAUAUAUGCUAUACAACAAGUACAAAUGAGUGUCAACUGCGAUGAUAGUUAUAAGUUAUUACUGAUAAAAAACCAAUCAGUUUUUUCUGUUCUGCAGUUUUUGAUGGGUUUUUACAUUAUGUUUUAUAACAUAGAUUCACUAUACUAAAGAUGACGAGGAACCGAAAGACAUGGUUCCAUUACAAGAGUUUCUUGCAAAACUUCGACGUCGUUGGAUUGAGAAGACUGUAUUUACGCGCGCACAUGAUAAGUUUACAGUAGCGAUAGAGGAACUGCCGCCUAUAAUUGCACCUGGUCUUACUAGUACUGCGGUCAACACGGAGAUGAAAAAGAAGAGUGUGUACCUCAAAUCACAUUAGCCGACAGGUUAGGGCGAAACGUAUAAUUAAUUGUAAUCAAUGAAUAUUAUUAUAUUGUUUCGGUAGUAUACUUCGCGAAAGUUUAUUUUAUUUUCCCAAUAGAAAGAACGUUUAAAAUUAUUCUUACAGAUUUUUCGUAUCAAGCGUAACUCUUAUGAACCCGAAACUAGAUUUGGUUGCUAGUUCAAAUUUUCAAUUGAAUAAAAACAAUUUAAACAACUUUUUAUUUUUACUCUGUAACUUAGAAGUGAUUUUAUAAAGCUAAGUGGGCAGGAGUGGGGACUCGUGACGUCAACAAAACGACAGUUAAUGAGGUUAAGAAUUAAUCCAAGAUGGCAGACAGCUCAUUGCUUUCAGUCCAACUAUUUCAAUGAUCACUAGCUGUCGAGAUAAAAAACUUGCGUGACCCAACUUGUGAGGUAUCAUGCAUAUCCUCAAAAAUCCAAGAUGGUGGACAGUUCAUUGCUUUCAGUCAAAAUAUUUCAAGAAUCAAGCAAGAUAUGAAACAUUUAUACUGACAAGAUUUUAGAAAUGAUUUUAUUAAAAUGUUCUUUCAAAUGAAACAAUAAAAAUUUUUGUUGCCAUUGCCCUUAAUUAUCGGUGCAGUCAAUUCUAGUAUAUAAAUGAAAAAGAAUUUAUUAAGAAAAGUGAAACUAUAGUAUACAAUGAGUACUUUUAGUUAUUUUUUUAUUUAUCGCCCAUAUGUUUAGGUGACCCAGCACUCUUACACAAGCUUAUUUCAGAUGGGAAGGUUGACAUCGACAGGCUUAAUCAAUACAAUGCAAAGUUUAUCAACGAUACAGCCAUGGCUUGUGGGAUAGUAACAUCAGGAAAAUCUAAGGUUUGCAUUUUGAGAUAUUAGACCUUACUGCAUGUUUACUCACUUAUUACCCAAUAAGUGAAUGCAUGGAUUCAAGAUCAACUAACGAGAAGCAAAUUGGUGCAGGAAACAUCAGAGAUCUAUAGCCUUCACUUCACAUGCUAAGACAGACAAUUAAACAUGGAAAUGGGGCUAUAGGGUAAAAAAUGACUAAAGUACCGGGUGUCCCAAAAAAAAGUACUCCGGUUUGAUUCGAAAUAACUUCUAAACAAGUAAAGCUUUUAAAGAGAAAUAACUUGCAUCAAAUAGAGGAAGGACUAACUUAGAUUUUGAUAUAUUACAGUUGUAUUUCACUUAAAAAUUCACGGAGAUAUUAAUGUUUAAAAUCUGGAGCAUAUUUCUUGAUGUGUCUGAAAUAUGCCAAAAACAGCGUAUCAAAUAUUAAUCAAGAUUUACCCGACUGAAACAUGCACUAUUACCUGUAAAUAAAUGACACUUGACAAAUUGUUUAUUAUGAAACAAAGUAUUAUUAUCUACAAAAUACAAGCAAGAUUUAUUCGUCCGAAAUCCGCGUGUGUUCCUAGCACGAAUACGUUUCCUUAUUUCAUGAGACCACUGCAUCGCGAAGGAUCGUCAUGGAUCGUUCGUAGUUCUGAAUUAGGGCACGCUGUCACAAUGGAAUUGUGAAUUUUCUAACUUCACAUUGAAUGAAUUUUCUAACUUCUGCAACGUUCUGAAAUCUUGUUAAGAACACCCAAACUCUUUUGCCUUUCUUAAUCUUGGCAAGUUCAGAAUAAACUGAGAAUGAAACACAAUCAAACCAUACAACUCCAUAAGUAAAGACAUAACAAGCAUGCAACUCCCCAGAGACAUCCAACAUUUUUGGAACAAAACGUAACAAAAUAGUAGCUUUGAUACUGUGAUGUGUAUUUGCAAAAAGCAAUAUUAUUUCCUCCAUUAAAGAACAAUAUUAAUCCUGCUCUAACCGAGAAAUAAUCAACUUUGUUUUGAACCCAUGAAAAACAUAAAAAAUAGGUUAUUUAAGAAAAAUUGAAGCGCCUGCCUUGCAUGGUCUUUCAGUGCCUUAAGUUUGCAAAGACCUAUUAAAUACUUACAUAUUUCGAAGUUAAAAUUUGAUACGCCGAUUUUCGCUAAUUUUAGACACAUCCCAAAAUAUGCUCCCGAUUUUGAACAUUAAUAUCUCUGUGAAUUUUUAAGUAAAAUACAACUGUAAUAUAUCAAAAUCUAUGUUAGUCCUUCCUCUAUUUAAUGCAAGUUAUUUCUGUUUGAUAGCUUUACUUGUUUAGAAGUUAUUAUAAAUCAAACCGGAGUACUUUUUUUUGGGACACCCGGUCUAUUAGAGGUUCAUAAUAACGGAUACUAUUUAUUGAGUCCUUAUACAUGCAGUUUUUACCAAUUUGGCUUUAGUCAGUAUUAUGGUAAUUACUAAUUAGUAUUGUUUUAACCUUAUCUGAUUACAGCAAUACUUGUGUGGCACACUCCACGACUUGUAUGGGAGUAUUUUAAUUGGAAACUGUCCAUGUCACAGUUUUGGAAAAGUGCCCAGACACACGGGUGGAUUUUAUCAUUUGCUUUGCUGCCAUGGGGUGAGUUAUAAAAAAUAUAUUGCCACCAUGGGGUGUGUUUUAUAUGUAUAUAUAUAUAUAUAACAUUCAAAAACUCAUUAAUUAUUCAUGAGAAAAACACAAAGAAAAAUCAUAAGCGUGUCGAUCGUAUCUUUAUAUGUGAUAGAAAUUUCCCUUGAUUUACAUAAACUUUAACUUUGAUUUUGUCGAUCGACUUACACAACGUAUUUUUUGAAAAUUACUUCGCCAAUGAACUUACUAGAUCGAUCGUUUUUGAAGCAAUUUAAAACAUUCGCAGUGCAUGUUUUAUCAUAAGACCUAAAGAUAUUCGGCUUCGCCUCGUGUCUUUACAUCGGCUGAUAAAACAUUGCUGCUCAUGUUUUAAAUAGUACAUUAAUGAUCUUUAAACUACGCGAUCACAUGGUUCUAGUUUAUUAAAGUCAUAUACGUUUCAAUUAAAAUUGUGCGGAAAUUCGUGCGCAUGGCACGAAUUCGCAUGCUGGGGAGUGCGUAAUUGGAACUGCGCAAAAAUAUCGCGGUUUAUAGUUCUCAAUAUUGAAUUGCGUGAAUUAAUCACGCGAUUUAGAAAAAUACAUUAAGCUAUAAAUAAGGUGCAAUGAAUAGUCAAUAAAUUUUUAUGUGGUAUUUGGUUAUGAUAUUAUUAAACUUAAAGUACUAUGUAUUUUUUCAGGCAACAGUUGCUUCUAAAUUCCUAACGUUGACGGAGUCUGUUAGGGAUGCUGCUGACCUGUACCUGUCAUUGAAACACCCGCCUAUUGUGUUCAUUAAUGACACACCUUGCGGGUUUGUCCGCCACCUUGAAUGCAGAAAUCCCAAAGUCGCUGAGAAAUUGUGGGGAAAGAAUGCUGGGUGUUUCGAAAAACCUGCCAUAGGAAAAGAACCUAAAAAAAGUGGGUAAAAUUUUUCUUCAAAAACAGGUUUUUGCCGCCGUUCAUUUUAUUCAUGACAUGCAUGCAUGUUCGGUGAGCAUGCAAAGAGGUGAUCUAAACUGAUCUUUCAGCAUGUUGUCUUAAAAUAAUAAAGAUAAGAUCCGUUUGCAUGAUAUACAGGCACUGUAAUAUUAUUUUAAAAGCAUGAGGAAAUCCACAUAAUGAUAUGAUUGCGACGGAUGUUUGCAAAUUAAUGCCUGCAGCUGGGUAACUCCUUGACGAAAUGAUACAUAGUGCAUGCAUGCACGCACGCACGCAGUAGUACUAAGAUUAUAUGCAUGCACGACCAUACAUUAACCCCACUGAAAAUCUAAGUAUAAUCAUUUUAAAAUUAUUUUAAACGAUCAUUACAGGAUCAGAACUUUCCUGCCAUAGUUCCGCCAGAAUAUAGUGAUGGCUCUCAACAACCUUCACUGAAGUUUCUCCGCGGUGACGAUAGCGCAUCUCAUGCACAAGUUGAUACAAAAGAAACAAAUUCUACCUCCCAGCAACUCAAGCAAGAUCAUUUCGUCCUGGGUGACAGGUUUCAUUCAGCUUCAGAUCCACACAAAUCACCAUUAUGCCAAUACCACAACAUUGAUUUGUGUAUUCAGGCUCCAACAAUCAAAACCAGCAUUCAGGAGUCUCAGAAUCACAGAAAGAACAUAAGGCGUUUAAGAAGUUCCUGCAUGCAGAGCUUUGAAGUGCACAUUGUGUACAAUUUUUUGAUGGACUAUUAUCAGAACGAAGAAAUUGUAUAUAGACAAAAGAGGACUUUAGAGAAAUCAUUAGUGAAGGAAGAAAAAUUGAUACGAGAUAGUAACCUAAGAUUCAUAAUUCGAUGA